Molecule: messenger RNA, 1389 nt
Organism: Penicillium hordei
Lineage: Eukaryota; Fungi; Ascomycota; Eurotiomycetes; Eurotiales; Aspergillaceae
Exons: 1
Coding region: 1-1389 (462 amino acids)
Source: RefSeq, a predicted model, not a curated record
AUGGGUCGCCUCCACCACGCCGAUCCCCCUGCGUCAUCGUCGCACUCCCUCCAUUCUCUCGACGACGCGCCGCCUCCAUACACAGAUGACACCGAACCCAUUUUCGCCCCUAUUCAACAUCCCCAACCUAUCCAACCUGUCCAGCCUCCCACAAGUAUCCGACCUCUCUGCAUAAUCGACUCAGCCUAUGUUCUCCCCGGCGGCAAAGACGUCAAACCCACCGACCAGGUCUCUCUCACCCUCGAACCAUCGCUCUCAAGCGACUCCAACGAGCUCUACGAAGUAAUCCGCCGGCAAAUCAAGCUGCCACCACGGCCCCUACUCUACGUCCAUGGCACCCACACGGAAUCGAGCAAUGACAAAAAGAAUAACAAAAACAACACUCACACAGACUUCAAGUUCAAGCUAGAUCUGGCAGAGACUAUGUUGACCGGCUGGGAGGGCAGAUCUAUGGACGCGAAUUGGAUGGAAACAGAAAUCCUCACAGAUGAGGACCUCAAACCCGCGUAUCGAGGAGGAAUCCUCCGCUCGCGCACGUACAAGCCGCCCAAGUCGCAGGCUGCUAUUAGUCUCACGGCGGACAGCGAUGCCCUCCUAUCCCGAUACGAUGCCGACGAGGAGCAUAACUCCUCUCCGGAAGCGAAGAACCUGAAGAUGUGGUGCGAGCGGUUCUGUCGUGACCCCGCUUCGGUGAAAUCGUAUGCUCUACCCCCUUACUUGCGGAUAAAAUACACUGCUAAUCUAGAUUUAACUACAUACAGAUUCACUCUGCACCGCAAAAUCUCCGGAUUCGACUCCAACGCCAUGCGCAACGUCCUCUCUUCCCACAUCCGCGAACUUAACUACCGCGGCUCCAUAAGCUUCGACCUCUUCAUCGCCCAGCGCUCCAUCACAAUCUACUCUCCACACUGGAUCAACCGGCUCCGCGCGAACCGGUUCGUCUGGUGGACUGUCGUCCUUCUCCAGCUCUGGAUCAUCGCGUGGCCAGUUAUCUUCUUUAUGGAGAAGAGGUACGAACUCGUCCACACACGCUGGAAUGCGUCGCUCAUACCGGAGUCUGACUCUGCGCUGGCUAAGUGCUAUGCGUUUGGUCGCGAUGAGUCUUCUCUGGCGGAGUACUGGGCUCCGGCUGUUAAGCAGGCGGCUUGGACUCGGCGGCAGGGUGAAGGGGAUCGUUUGACCAGGAUAGAUGCAGAUCGUUUGCAGGGGUAUAGUACCCAGCAGCUGCUUGGUCUUCGUGGUGCUACUUCGGACACUGAGCUCGAGCGUCGAGAGAGGGUUAAUAGUGGUGAGGGUGGGUUUGUUGAUAAUCUUGUAGGUCUGGUUAGAGGGAUUGGGGAGGUUGGGCAGGAUUGGAGGUUUUCUGCGGGAUGGGGUGCUAACUCGUAA